Molecule: messenger RNA, 1654 nt
Organism: Daphnia magna
Lineage: Eukaryota; Metazoa; Arthropoda; Branchiopoda; Diplostraca; Daphniidae
Exons: 8
Coding region: 85-1515 (476 amino acids)
Source: RefSeq, a predicted model, not a curated record
GACACUCUGUUAGUGUUCCACAGACGUUGUUCUCACGCCCUUGACGCAGAAAAUCAACGCUAUUGAAAUUCCCAAUUUUUAAAAAUGUCUAAUUUUUGCCUUCUACUUUCAAUUGUUUUAGCGUUGGCCUACAACUGCAACGCUUGGGAUGACGAAAAACUGUUAGGCAACCUCAGAGAGGCUCUAGCAACUCAUCGUUCGUACGCUAAUCCUUACGUGAUGGCCCGAUAUCCUUGGCGACGAUGGAGUCCUCUUCCCAACUAUCUGACCAACCGAAUUCCAUCCAUCAAUCCCGUUUUCAACAGCGCCCAUCUAUUUCGACAAGGCAAUGAGCUUGAAAAUCUUUUCCCUGGCCAUGACUUAGAUACAGGAUUGUCCAUCGAGUCGGACGAUAUCCAAGAUAUUGACACACGUCAACUACUGGGCGGUCAAGGUGAAAGCUGCAGAUCACCGACCACCAGAGAAAUGGGUAUUUGUUUGGACAGUGGAUCGUGCACAUUGGGUGGCGGUCGAGCCAGCGGAUCGUGCGCAACUGGCCUCGUCUGUUGCAUCAAUGUCAUCAACACUUGUGAUGACGGGUUUGCCAGACAGAUUGACACCAUCACUGUUAACAACACUUAUUGGCAAUCACCAGUCAGAACGAUCGCUCCUUCGUCCAGCUGCACGUUGACGGUGAAACUGGACGCGACGUUGCCUUCACAAGCAAAUCAGCCAAUCUGUCAAGUUCGGUUGGAUUUUGUUUUGUUUACAAUCUCGCAACCCGAUGCCGAAUCGGUUUGCAAUGGCGACUAUUUCGAAGUAUCCGGAGCCACCAAUACAGUCCCGACUAUUUGCGGAUUUAACAACGGGCAGCAUAUGUAUCUUCACGUUCCACCGGCACCUAACGAUGUUCAACUCACGUUCAACUUCGGACCAGAGGAAGGCGAAAGUCGUCAAUGGAAUAUUUUGAUCUCCAUGCUUCCCUGCAACUCUAGAAUUCUGGCACCACCCGAUUGCCUGCAAUACUUCACUACCCGUUCGGGCAGCGUCAGAACGUUCAAUUGGCGAGACGUUACUAGCAGAACUACAAGGCAGUUAGCCAAUCAAGAUUACAGCAUCUGUUUCCGUUCAGGACCGACUCAAAGACAGUUGUGUUUGACACCGUGCUCGGUGGUGACAACCCAGAAAGCCUUUAGCAUCAGCGUACCGAUUACAUUCCCAGCUACGGGAGCCGGAGUCGUUACUCCCGAUGUGAGCCAAUUUGGUUCGCUGAACUGUAACAACGAUUUCCUCGUCAUUCCCGGAGGUUUUAAUCUUGGAAAUCCCGCCGGCGUGCCUAACAUGGCGUUUGAUCGCUACUGCGGAGAAAGACUCAAUGCUCUCCCAGGAAACACAGCAUCAACCACCGUUUGCACUACGAUGACGCCGUUGAGAAUCUUCUACAGAACCAAUCGUGAUGAGACGGUAACUACACCUACCGCAGAUUCGACAACAAAUGGAAAUCGCGGAUUCUGCCUGAAUUUCCGCAUCCAGUAAACGAAAAUCGUUGCCGAAUUUACACCUUUUGGUGAUGGGCUUUUCAGCAAAUAGUAUUUGGGGAUAUUUUCGGUGCCGUUAUGUCUGAAAGAUAUGCAAUUACUCGCAAUCGCGAAGAAUACAAUUUAAUUGAUACUUA